Eucalyptus grandis is the source of this 1735-nucleotide messenger RNA. Its product is annotated as beta-amyrin 28-monooxygenase. Gene Ontology annotation, biological process: sterol metabolic process. Lineage: Eukaryota; Viridiplantae; Streptophyta; Magnoliopsida; Myrtales; Myrtaceae. Bases 60 to 1589 code for a protein of 509 amino acids. The transcript has 5 exons. Gene Ontology annotation, molecular function: monooxygenase activity; heme binding; oxidoreductase activity, acting on paired donors, with incorporation or reduction of molecular oxygen. The record is from RefSeq and is a predicted model, not a curated record.
GGGUGCUAAGGUAAAGAUUCCUUUAGGGCCCGUCUUCAAUCCGGCCCUGCCCAUUGCUCAUGUCUAGCUUGGGAGAUGUCAGAGCAAUUAUGUCGAUGGAGCGCAAAAACCUUCUCGAUGCGUGGACAUCAUUCAAGGUCCCAACCCUAGCCCCAGCCUUAGCUCUCCUCCUCCUCCUCCUCUUCCUUGCCCUCAUCUUCAUCGGAACCAAACUCAAGACCAAAACCUCCCGCCCUGACCUCCCCCCGGGCAGCCUCGGAUGGCCGGUCCUCGGCGAGAGCCUCGAGUUCUUGCAGGCCAGCCGGGACGGAAACCUGGGCAAGUUCAUCCGGGACCGGAUGGGCGAGCAUGGCGCCCCCAUCUUCAAGACCUCACUGCUAGGGGAGCCGAUGGUGGUCUUGUGCGGGCCGGCGGGUAAUAAGUUCCUGUUCUCGAACGAGGGCAAGAAGGUGGCGCUGUGGUGGCCGAGCUCGGUGCGGAGGCUCAUCGGGACGAGCCUCAUAACCAAGGCCGGUGACGAGGGGAGGUCCGACAGGAAGAUGCUGAUGAGCUUCUUCAAUCCGGAGGCCCUGAUGAGGUUUGUGGGCACCAUGGAUGAGGUGACUCGGCACCAUCUCAGGACUCAGUGGCAAGGCAAAGAUCAGGUGGAGGCGUACCCCACCCUGAAGCUGUACACUUUCGAGCUCGCGUGCCGAUUGUUCAUGAGCAUCACGGACCCGCAGCUCGUCACGAGGCUCGCCCAUCACUUCGAGGUGUUCCUCAAGGGACUGAUCUCGCUCCCACUCGACUUCCCGGGCACGAGGUUUCACCGUGCGAGGAGGGCCACAGACUCCAUCCGGAAGGAGCUCCGGGCGCUGGUGAGGCAGAGAAGGGUGGAGCUAGAGCAAAAGUUGGCUCGGCCGUCCCAAGACGUGAUGUCCCACUUGCUGGCGAACGGGGACGAGAACGGGAAGCUCAUGCCGGAGGCGGAGAUCAUAAAUAACAUGUUGAACCUCCUGUUCGCGGGGCACGACACUUCUAGUUCUACCCUUAUGCUGCUCCUCAAGUACCUAAGCGAACUCCCUCACGUCCUUGACAAAAUUCUUGCAGAGCAAAGGGAAAUCGCAGCGUCGAAAGCUCCGGGAGAGUUGCUGCAAUGGGACGAUUUGCAGAGAAUGAAAUAUUCGUGGAAUGUCAUAUGCGAAGUCAUGAGAAUGACCCCGCCGGUAGGCGGCUCUUUUCGCGAGGCCGUGGUCGAUUUCACGUUUGAAGGAUACACCGUCCCUAAGGGCUGGAAGCUGUACUGGAGCGCUGCUGUGACGCACGAGGACCUAAACUUCCACCCAAGGGCGGCGAGCUUCGACGAGUCCAGAUUUGAGGGAUCGGGGCCUCUGCCGUAUUCGUUCGUCCCGUUCGGAGGCGGGCCGAGAAUGUGCUUGGGGAAGGAGUUCGCGAGGGUGGAGAUGCUCGUGUUCUUGCACAAUCUAGUGAACUUAUUCGAUUGGGACACGGCGAUUCCCAACGAGAAAAUCAUCUACGAUCCCAUGCCCACGCCUGUCAAAGGACUGCCCGUCCGUCUUCGACCUCGCCAGGGACUCUCGUGUUCGUGAUCGAGAUUUAGUAUAUUUCAGUAGUGCUCUCAUUGUAAUAGAUUACCAUGGACGCUCCAUGCAAUCUUCACCCCCCAACCGCCAUGAAAAUAGAAUAAAAUGGAAAGAGGAGAUUGCUGCUGCACUUUGCCCAAUUUUCGCAAUAA